GUUGAUUUAGAUUGAAAAAUAAAUGGGGUUUAAUUUUCUUGAUUUGUUUGGUUACAUUUUUAGUUUUUUCCUCCAUAUGUGUGUUUGGUAUUUUAGUAAGUUUUGAUGGAAUAAUAAGUGGGGUUUAAUUUUCUUGAUUGAUUUUUACAUCUUGAGGAAGCUUUUAAAUGUGUGUUUGAAGAAUUGCUGAUGGUGAUUUCUCUCCCAUUCUAACUGCAAAAUCCAUUGAAACUAUCUCCUUGAGGUACUGUAAAAGAAGUUUUAUUUGCGAAAAAGUUCACUUCUUUUUUUCAAUUUAUCGAAAUUAGCUUCUCUACCUUCACAAUAGGUAGGGGUAAGGUUGAAGGUCUGUGUACACAGUAUACUUUCCAGACUUAACUUGUGGGAUUACACUGAAUUUGUUUUCGUUGUUGUUGUUCAAAGAAAUUGAAUGAGAGAAUUUAAUGGUUGAUUUGCAGUUCUGGCACUACUCAAGGGAAGCCAAAGUUUGUACCUUUCAGAUAAGAUCUAAAGUUAACCAUAAAAUUUUGCUGACACUAGGUGAAAUGUUUGUCAUAAAUGCUGCACCAGGAUUUGGGUUACUCUGUCAUAUACAUGAGCCAUUUCUUGACCCAAAAACAACUUCGAAGAUUCAUGUAUGACAUGUUUUUCCCCUUGAGCAUGUUUUUCUCAGGUUCCAUUAUAUUUGGUUCUAUCAUCUGUUGGUAGAAGGGGUGUGUUGGAGCAACGAUGAGUUGUCUCCAUAUGACUUAUAAGUCAUGGGUUCAUGCAGUGGAAUCACUCAUUGAUUCUUGCAUCAGGGUAAGGUGUCUAUAUCACAUCCCUUGGGUUGUGACCCUACACGGACCCUGAGUGAAAGCGGAAUGCUUUAUGCACCAAGCUGCCCUUCAAAUAUCUGUUGGUAAUCAAAAUCUUAGUCUUAUUAUGAAGAAAGAUGUUCAUUGAUGUCCAACAUCAAGUCAAAAUUGGUCUUAAUCUUGAGGAUGGAAGAACAUUAGUUCAACCGAUAUUUUAUAUGUUGCUCAUCAAAGAACUAUUUCUAAAAUUUCUAAGUUCUCGACAAUAAUUAUCAAGGGAAACUGCUUGACCUCAUUGACGAAUGGUAAUCAUCUCUUAAUUUUUUUCCUAUGCAAAGUAGGUAUAGUGUUCCUUAUGAUUAACAUCUGUGUAAACUAUGUGAUUCUCACCGAGUUGCCAGAUUUUAUAGGUGGUAGUUGUAUGUGUGAAAAUGACGGCGGUUGUUUAAGGCUCGACAAAGGGCCAUGGAGAACACUAAAGACAUCAACGAUGAAUUUUCGAGAAGAAGCAGAAUGCGUAGAGAAGACAGUGGCAACAUCGAAUGUUACACGCCAACCAGUAGGAGAAAAUCAGCCCCAGAUGGU
This is a messenger RNA of Capsicum annuum, 1382 nucleotides long. Its product is annotated as phosphatidylinositol/phosphatidylcholine transfer protein SFH3-like. Lineage: Eukaryota; Viridiplantae; Streptophyta; Magnoliopsida; Solanales; Solanaceae. The record is from RefSeq and is a predicted model, not a curated record. Gene Ontology annotation, biological process: transmembrane transport; chloride transport. Gene Ontology annotation, molecular function: voltage-gated chloride channel activity. Gene Ontology annotation, cellular component: intracellular membrane-bounded organelle; membrane.